ACAAACAAACAUCCUUCUCUUCCAUGACCACAUGUGAAUGUCCUUGAAUGACCUCUUGUGGAUAGCACCAGGCUUUACCUGAUGCUGGCCCCUCCCCCUCCCCUGGUAACCUGCCCCCACUAACCCCACCACACACACACACACACACACACAUGCUUCUCUAUUCCCAUAGCUCCUCCCCCACCACCUCCAUGUUGUGCACUGGGCGUGCACGUUCAGUCAGCAGAAUGGCGUCGCUCAUCCUGCUGCUGCUGCUCCUCGCCGUCACUCAGUGUGCUCCUGCAGGUUUUGGUGGCCAUGGCCUGGACCUCUCAGCGGGUGGAGUCAGACGUCAAGACAUACUGCCCUACGACGGCAAGGGGAUGUUCCAUCCCGCCUGGCGGAGGGGAGGCAUGGUUGACGAGGGUUGGAGUGGACAGAGCUUGGAGCAGGCCCUUCAGUGGUUGGUGGAGAGAGACCAGAGGCGGGAGCAGGAGGAGCAGAGAGCAGCCUCUCACGUGUAUGCAGCCUACGCCCGUGCUUUGCUCCGCCUCCUCGCCAAGGCUGAGGCGGCAGGAGAUAUGCUAAUGGAAGAGGAUAAAGCACGGGGUGACUUCCAGGGCCCACCCCCGGCAGACUAUGAGACAGGGUGGGGCAUAAGUAUGGGCAGAUACCCCGCCCACUGGUUGACCCUGGUGGUGCCACAGCUGCUUCAGGCCCUGAUGGACAGGACGGAGACGCAGGUGGGCAGGGCCAGACACGAGAUAUUACAGCGAGACUUGGAUGAGGAUGAAGAUAGGAGACGUCUGCUCGCGAGCAUCCUGUCCAUUAUCGGCUCUGACCACGCCUCCCCCGGCCACCGCGUACAACGGCGUUUCUCUGUCAAGCCGCUAGAAAACGUGGGGUCUGCCUACAGGAGAAGCCGGCGCUCCCUUGAUGAUGCCGCCUUGCCAUUGCCAAGCAACCAGCCGCCGCUGCUCCGAGUGAAGAGGCGGAGCUACGACAACUGACACACCGGAGAGCCCUGAGCUCUGUCUCGCAAGUGCUGUACAGCAACAUGAGGAAGUAGGAGGCAAGGAAAGGGAAUAAGGAAGGAAGCAUUGUUUUUUUGUUUUUUUAGCCUGCUUCAAAAUUCCAGUGUUCCAGCUGAACUUUAACCUCUGCUGGCAGCAGGAGUGGAUUGAAUGUAAAUUAGUGUUUGUAAUGUUAACAUGAUGUGUGUGUGUGUCUGUGAGUGCACCGGAAUAAAGUUGAAAACGUUCACGCUG
This is a messenger RNA of Dunckerocampus dactyliophorus (ringed pipefish), 1247 nucleotides long. RefSeq names its product proprotein convertase subtilisin/kexin type 1 inhibitor, like (gene pcsk1nl). Gene Ontology annotation, molecular function: endopeptidase inhibitor activity. Bases 153 to 989 code for a protein of 278 amino acids. The record is from RefSeq and is a predicted model, not a curated record. NCBI's taxonomy places the organism in Eukaryota, Metazoa, Chordata, Actinopteri, Syngnathiformes, Syngnathidae. The transcript is spliced from 5 exons. Gene Ontology annotation, biological process: negative regulation of endopeptidase activity.